AUUUAUUUAGUUUGGUGUAGUUUAUUUGUAAAUUUUUGCCUUUUUAUUAGUAUUACGCAGUCGUCCUAUAAAGUCACCUUGACCAUUGUUCACUGUAGAGUUACCUGUGUGUUCACUGAUGUGUGACUUUAGCGAGAGUGUUUAAAUGGAAUUCGUCUUUUUCUAUAGUACAGUUUUUGCUAUUGCUGUAUAAAGAAACGGUGAUUUAAAGGGCUAUUUUCUAUGCGUUAUUUUAUUUUACAAUUUAUUGUCACUUUUUCCACUUAACUACUUGGGCGGAAGUGCGUCACCGGAAGUCUCAGACGCCAUAUUGUUUACUGUAAACAAAUAACUUAGUUACCAUAUACUUACAAUAUUUUGAGAUGUUGCCUUUAAUAUAAUACUAUUUAUACAUUAUCAUAGUUUGAUACUAUCAGUGAGAUACUUAUAUGAUGUAUUAUACAAUAUUGUUUUUAUUAUGGUGUUAUGGUGUCACUUGUACACUUAUUGUAGUGUCAUAUUGUUGAUGUUGAGAAGAUGAUGAUGUUAUGGUGAAGUCGAUGACGAUGCGAUGUUCAUGUUGAUGACGACGACGAUGAUGAUGGUCAUGUCGAUGAAGAUGAUGUUAUGAUGUCGAUGACUACGAUGAUGAUGAUGGUCAUGUCGAUGAUGAUGGUGUAGAUGAUGUCGUUCAUGGUGAAGUCGAUGACGAUGCGAUGUUCAUGUUGAUGACGACGAUGAUGUUAUGGUGAUGACGAUGAUGUCUUUUGUGAUUAUGGUGUUGUAGGCGAUGGUGUUGACGAUAGUGUCGAUGAUUAUGAUGGCGAUGGUGAUGAUGAUGAUUGUGGUGACGAAACUACUCUAGUUGUGGUUGUCCGUAGUUGGUCCAGGACUACAGCCCCGGAGAUUCGGACACUCUUCUAAUUUAUUUUUGGUCAUUUGUAUAAACAUCAUAUUUUUUCUUGUUGAGUGAAAGUUGUGUGAGUGUUUGUGUGGUUUAGUGUUUAUAUUUCUAUCUUUUCUUUCUUUCUCUUAUUUUUUUUGUUAUUAAAUUUUGUUAAAUUUAAGAUGUCUUGUUGUUGUUUGGAGUAGCCUCCGCUCAUCCCGUUACAAUUGGUGGCAGCGGUGGGAUGAGUUGACUCCUCCAGAUACUACAAGAUAUCUUUAUAAGUGAACAGUUGCCAAGGUUUAUUUUAUUUUUCAUUUUUUGAUCUCUUUUGUAGUACAUGUAAGAGCAAGUGUAGGUCGUUGUUUCCUUUUCCCUUGGUGAGUACAUUACGUUAGGCAGAUUGUAUUGUUAAAAGUUGAGAAGUUAGUCCCUUUAUGAGAUAAUUUUGAGGUAAGUUGGUCUGUCAGUCAAUGCACCAUGUCUACUGUCAAGGAGAUGCUGGAGCUACUUGAAGUGGGGACCAAGAUGGGGAUGAAGGAUGAAGACCUUCAACAAUUCGUGAAGGACGAACAGGCCAGAAUGCGGGACGAACGUGAGAAACAUAGAGUCGAGAGACAGGAGGAGAGAGACCAGGAGGAGAGAGACCGCGACUUCAAACUACAGAUGGAGAAAGAGCGCGCCGCAAGAGAACAUGAUGAGCGAGAGCACGCCCGAUUGAUAGAAGAAAAGAGACAUCAGCAAAAACUAGAAGAACUGGAACUUGAUCACAAACUGCAACUCGAGAGAUCUCACAUGAAGCCGAGUGUUGUGACUAAAGAGGAGAAAGAAACUUCUCAAGUGAUAAAAGGACCAAAACUUCCUCCGUUUGAGGAUUCGAAAGACAACAUUGACGCGUACAUUCAAAGAUUUGAGAUAUACGCAACAACGCAGAAAUGGAAUAAAGACACGUGGGGGACUCAUCUUAGCGCAUUACUCAAAGGAAAGGCACUGGAUGUGUUCGCAAGACUCUCACCCGAAACAGCACUUGAUUUCAACGAGUUGAAGAACGCCCUGUUGAAACGAUUUGACAUGACGGAGGACGGUUUCCGCAAGAAGUUCCGAUUUUCAAAACCAGACGGAAGUGAAACUUUUAUGCAAUUUUCUACCAGACUGGACAGUUACCUUGAGCGGUGGAUUCAGCUGUCUAAGACUAACAAGACAUUCGAUGAUCUGAAGGACUUGUUCUUACGUGAACAGUUUUUAUUGUGUUGCUCGAAAGAACUUGCCUUAUUCCUAAAGGAGAGGAUUCCUACUUCGAUCCAAGACAUGGCGCGAUACGCGGACCAGUUUGCUGAGGCCAGAACAGUGACAUCCUCUUCACUUACGCAAAAACCGCUCUUUGACAGACGACAGCAGUCCGAUAGACAACCGCCGUACAAAGAUUCCGUGCAACAAAACCAAUCUGGAAAUGCAGUGAAGUGUUAUGAGUGCGGACGACAAGGACAUAAAGCCUUUAACUGCAACUUCCGCAAAAGUCCGAAUAACAGGCCGUUUAAUUCGAGCGAGAAACAAGAAACAACACCGAAACAUACUUACCCUAGUGAUUUUCAACGUGGGUCGUACAAUAAUGGGAACCAUGGAUAUCCAGGACGCGGUAGAGGUCGCCAAGGAGCCGCGAGUGUCGUCGAGAAACAUGGAAACUUACCGUGUGUUGGUGAUUCGGUUGCUUUCUGUGAAACGGAAAUGCCAGUUGUGAAAGGAUGUGUUGGCAAUAAACUAGUGACUGUGCUAAAAGACACAGGUUGUAGUGGUGCCGUUAUUCGUAGAGAACUGGUAAACGAUGAUCAACUAACAGGGACAUCUAAACGAUGCAAGUUAGCAGACGGUCGUAUUAUUGAUUCAGAUGUGGCUAGAAUUGAUGUCGAUACUCCUUACUUUACCGGAAGUGUUGAUGCUUGGUGCUUUGAUUCGCCUUCGUACGAUCUUAUUCUUGGUAAUAUUCGUGGAGUAAGGAAACCACAUGAACCAAAUCCAGCCUGGAUUCAUUCCGUUGAAAACAUAGCAGCUGUUGAAACGCGUGCGCAACUGAAAAAGAAACAGUCUCCAUACAAACCAUUGAAAGUACCGGAAGCAAUACGGGAUGUAUCGCCGGAGGAUAUCUUACAAGAACAACGAAACGACGAGACACUGAAAAAGUUAUGGAGCUUAGCUAAGAGUGGACAGCUUAAACAUUUCAGUGACGACGGAUUUUCAAAAAUGUGUGAACGGAAGCAAAUGUUGUUCAGAGAAUUUUGCAGUCCGAAAGUGUCCAGUGGAAAACUUUUCCGACAGUUAAUCGUUCCCCGGAAAUACAGAACUAUCGUUAUGAAGAUAGCACAUGAAACGCUGAUGGGUGGUCAUCUGGGAUCAAAGAAAACAACCGACAGAGUAGUGUCCGAAUUUUACUGGCCAGGAAUUCAGUCAGACAUUAGACGGUUUUGCAGAUCAUGUGACGUGUGUCAGCGGACUAUUCCAAAAGGAAAAGAACCUGCAGUACCGUUAGGACAAAUGCCGCUAAUUACAGAAGCGUUUCAACGAGUAGCAGUUGAUCUUAUAGGCCCUCUGCAACCAGUUACCGACAAAGGGAAUCGUUACAUUCUUACGCUUGUCGAUUACGCAACCCGUUAUCCCGAGGCUAUUCCACUUCCUGGAAUUGAGACAGAGCGAGUAGCGGAGGCACUGGUAGACAUCUUUAGUAGAUUAGGAGUUCCGAUCGAGAUGCUAACAGAUCAAGGAUCGCAAUUCACAUCGGACGUAAUGAAAGAAGUGAGCCGUCUGUUGUCAUUUAAACGGAUUACUACUACUCCGUAUCACCCCAUGUGUAAUGGACUCGUCGAGAAGUUCAAUGGUACGUUGAAACAGAUGCUAAAGAGGAUGUGUGCUGAGCGACCAAGAGACUGGGAUAAGUACAUCAACCCAUUACUCUUUGCAUACCGUGAAGUACCACAGGAGAGCCUUGGUUUUUCGCCGUUUGAUCUUCUCUAUGGACGUACUGUUCGUGGUCCGAUGACAAUUCUUAAAGAACUUUGGACAAAGGAAAUUCCUGACGAGGACGUUAAGACAACGUAUCAAUACGUACUUGACUUACGCACACGAUUGGAAGAAACAUGUGACAUAGCUCGCCAAAACUUGGAGAAAGCUUCAAAACGUCAGCGCAAGUACUACAACAGGAAAACGCAAGGUCGUCAGAUGAAAGAGGGAGACACAGUACUGGUUCUUCUACCGACAAAGUCAAACAAACUCCUCAUGCAAUGGAAGGGACCUUAUAGUGUAAUACAGAAGAUAGGACAUAUGGACUACAAGAUCGAUAUGGGAGGCAAGCUGAAAACUUUCCACGCAAAUCUUCUUAAGAAGUAUGUUGAACGAGAUACAUUGAACUGUGGUGUUUUGUCAACAUGUGCAAUUUCACUCAUAGACUUUAGUGACCUAGAUGAUGAUGAACAACAGGACUCUAUUCUUAUGCCACCUGUUACUCAAACCGAAACAGCAAAGGACAUAAAGUUUGCAGACAGACUAACACCAGAUCAGUUGGAAACUGCUAAAUCACUGUGUGAUUCGUUCUCAGAUGUAUUUACGGAUAUACCUGGAAUGACGAACUUAGUGGAGCAUAAGAUUGUUGUGACAUCGUCUGAACCUGUGCGUGUGAAACCAUAUCCAAUUCCGUUCAGUACAGAGAAAACAAUUACAGAAGAAGUUCAGAAAAUGCUACAGUUGAAUGUGAUUGAGCCAUCAUCUUCCCCUUAUUCAGCUCCAGUUGUCAUAGCUCGGAAGAAAGAUGGAACGAAUCGAUUUUGCAUUGAUUAUAGACGACUGAACUGUGCUACGGUAUUUGAUGCAGAACCAAUGCCCAGUCCAGAAAGCAUAUUUUCCAAAAUGACCGGAAAGAAGUUUGUGUCAAAGAUAGACUUAAGCAAAGGAUACUGGCAAGUACCGAUGGCUGACGAGAGUAAGCCGCUUACAGCCUUUUCCACACCAUCCGGAUUGUACCAAUUUAGGACAAUGCCGUUUGGUCUUGUAAACGCGCCGGCAACAUUUAGUCGUAUGAUGAGAAAACUACUUCAAGGUAUGAACGGCGUAGAAAACUUUAUCGAUGAUGUCAUUGUUUUUACAGAUACCUUUGAAGAACAUCUACACAUACUGAAGACUGUGUUCGAACGACUCAGAGAUGCGGGAUUUGCGGCCAGACCGACAAAAUGUUUCAUCGGAUUUGACAAGAUUGACUGUUUGGGACAUAUGGUGGGCAACAAGUGUCUAGAACCAGAACAAGACAAGAUUGAUGCAGUCAGAAAUGCGCCAAUACCACAAACCAAGAAACAGGUUCGUGCCUUCCUAGGCUUAGCAGGAUUCUACAGAAAGUUUAUUCCGAAUUUCUCUGCGAUAGCCAUUCCACUUUCCGAUCUUACGAAGAAGGGCCAACCAAAUAAAGUUAUUUGGACUGAAAGUCAGCAACGAGCUUUUGAUACAUUGAAACACAUGUUAUCAGAAAGGCCAAUAUUGAAGUUGCCAGAAUUUAAUGAAACCUUCAUUUUACGCACGGACGCUGCAGAUGAUGGGAUAGGUGCUGUGCUGUUACAGAUGGAGGAUGACGAGAAACUACCCGUAGCGUACGCCAGUAGAAAACUUCAACCAAGAGAAAAGGCAUACGCUGUUAUCGAGAAGGAGUGUUUGGCGGUAGUGUGGGGAAUACAGAAGUUCCACCAGUACCUUUAUGGACGCGAGUUUCUACUUGAAACUGAUCACCAACCCCUGACCUACCUUAACAAAGCAAAGACAGAGAACUCCAGACUGAUGCGUUGGGCUUUGCAGCUUCAGCCAUACCGCUUUAGGAUCAUUGCGAUCAAAGGAAGCGACAAUGUGGGUGCGGAUUACCUGAGUCGUCAGUGAGAUGUAUAGUAGACAGUACAGGUAUGUGUAUAGGUUUUAUUGUAAAUACGUGAGAAUUUUCAAAAUUCAGUGAUUGUUUAUUUGAAAUUGCAGGACAAUUUUUUAAGGGGGGAGGUGUGUGACAAUCACUGUUCAUAUCGAACACACCCGAUUUUAUUUUUCCCAUAAUUCUUUGCAACGUGCUUGGCCGACGCUAACAAUAGGCGCUAAGUUAUACCCGGCCGAGCUGUCCAGCAAUAAAGACGUGCUUAGUGUGUGAAGGGGGUAUCGUGUUAGAAGCCUGUGUGGCAUGUUUUAGUUUCACAAGUUCAGCAUUUGACGCGGACACGGAUAGCUGACCGUGUGUCAUAUUGUUGAUGUUGAGAAGAUGAUGAUGUUAUGGUGAAGUCGAUGACGAUGCGAUGUUCAUGUUGAUGACGACGACGAUGAUGAUGGUCAUGUCGAUGAAGAUGAUGUUAUGAUGUCGAUGACUACGAUGAUGAUGAUGGUCAUGUCGAUGAUGAUGGUGUAGAUGAUGUCGUUCAUGGUGAAGUCGAUGACGAUGCGAUGUUCAUGUUGAUGACGACGAUGAUGUUAUGGUGAUGACGAUGAUGUCUUUUGUGAUUAUGGUGUUGUAGGCGAUGGUGUUGACGAUAGUGUCGAUGAUUAUGAUGGCGAUGGUGAUGAUGAUGAUUGUGGUGACGAAACUACUCUAGUUGUGGUUGUCCGUAGUUGGUCCAGGACUACAGCCCCGGAGAUUCGGACACUCUUCUAAUUUAUUUUUGGUCAUUUGUAUAAACAUCAUAUUUUUUCUUGUUGAGUGAAAGUUGUGUGAGUGUUUGUGUGGUUUAGUGUUUAUAUUUCUAUCUUUUCUUUCUUUCUCUUAUUUUUUUUGUUAUUAAAUUUUGUUAAAUUUAA
Molecule: messenger RNA, 6667 nt
Organism: Magallana angulata
Lineage: Eukaryota; Metazoa; Mollusca; Bivalvia; Ostreida; Ostreidae
Exons: 2
Coding region: 1346-5770 (1474 amino acids)
Biological process (GO): DNA integration
Molecular function (GO): nucleic acid binding; zinc ion binding
Source: RefSeq, a predicted model, not a curated record